Phytophthora nicotianae INRA-310 is the source of this 699-nucleotide messenger RNA. RefSeq lists its product as hypothetical. The transcript has a single exon. The record is from RefSeq and is a predicted model, not a curated record. Bases 1 to 699 code for a protein of 232 amino acids. Lineage: Eukaryota; Oomycota; Peronosporomycetes; Peronosporales; Peronosporaceae.
AUGCGUACCAGCUUGUUCCUGUUCGUGAUUGUUGCUGCCAUCGCACUCAGUCUCACGGCAGCUGGAACCAACACUGCUCGUCGAUUGAAGGGUGCCACGGUAGAAGAGGAGCCAUUACGCGCCCAGGAUGAAGAGAGAGGAUGGCAAGACCUCGCUAGCAAGUUCAAGGCGGGACAACUUGAUGACGCUCUUGCGAAGAUGAAGGGUGGACAAGUUGACGACGCUGUCGCCGCCGCUGGCGGAAACAAGUUGCAGCAGGCGCUUGAAAAGAUGAAGGCUCAAAAGGCCUUGCAGAGUGCUGAGAAACUUGCUGAGACUACUACCGCGGGCAAGAAUGAAUGGCAGUCUGCACUCAACAAGCUUAAGGCAAAUAACUUCAAGAAUAUCGAUGACAUUAAGAUCCCCGCCGCCGAACAAAAUAGGUGGCAGGUGGCUGUGAGCAAGAUCCAGGCCGGCAAAUUUUCGAACCUUGACACUACUAACAACAGGUGGCAGAGUGCCUUCAACAAGCUCAAGGCUUCUGGCAAGCUCAAGAACGUCGACGAAGCGCAAGUCGCGAAAUUCACUGAAGGAGUGGCCCAGGAGAUUGCUAAGAACCCCGAGAAGUCGGGCAAGUUUGGGAAAAUCAUGCGGUUUGUGUUUGGUGCUGCACUGACGGGCCUGGUCGUGCUUGGUAUCGAUGCUAUGACUUCUACUUAG